Suillus subaureus is the source of this 1956-nucleotide messenger RNA. Its product is annotated as P-loop containing nucleoside triphosphate hydrolase protein. Gene Ontology annotation, cellular component: mitochondrial inner membrane. The transcript has 11 exons. The coding region runs from base 1 to 1956 and encodes 651 amino acids. The record is from RefSeq and is a predicted model, not a curated record. Lineage: Eukaryota; Fungi; Basidiomycota; Agaricomycetes; Boletales; Suillaceae. Gene Ontology annotation, biological process: intracellular iron ion homeostasis; transmembrane transport. Gene Ontology annotation, molecular function: ABC-type transporter activity; ATP hydrolysis activity; ATP binding.
AUGAGGAGUUUACAUGCACGCCCUUCCUCUUUGAAGUUGACGCCUUUCACCUCAAAUUUCACAUCGUCUUCCAUUCUCCACGCGAAUGACGCGCCUGCUGCAGCCACUAGUAGUCCGAAAUCGGUUGAUUCCGACAGUGUAACUGUGAAAGAGCAGAGAAGAAAAGAUUGGAUUAUCGUCAAACGACUGAUGAGUCACGUCUGGCCGAAAAAUGACUGGGGCACACGCGGUCGUGUUGUCCUUGGAUUUGGGCUUUUGAUUGCUGGCAAGGUGUUAAAUGUUCAGGUGCCUCAGCUGUUCAAGUCUGUGAUUGACGCGUUAAACCUAGACGUAAUGGCCGAUUCGACGGUAUGGGUCGUUGCAGGUUCUCUCAUCCUCGGAUAUGGGGCUGCUCGGACGGGAGCUACGCUAUUUGGAGAACUACUGAACGUUGUCUUUGCCAAUAUUGGUCAACAAGCGGUUCGCAGAGUUGCUAGGGAGACCUUCGAACAUCUCUUGAGCUUGGAUCUCAAGUUUCAUCUCGCACGACAAACUGGUGGACUUACACGUGCAAUUGACCGCGGUACCAAAGGUAUCACAUUCAUGCUUCAGGCCAUUAUUUUCCGCAUCUUCCCGACUGCCCUGGAGAUAUCUAUGGUUUGCGGAAUACUUACUUGGAAAUUUGGUUGGGAUUUUGCCGCAAUCACUGUCACUGCUUUAGCUGCAUACACUUGGUUCACCGUUCGCACAACCUCAUGGAGAACUCAAUUUCGCCGCGAUGCAAACAAAGCGGACAAUAAAGCUGCGACCCUAGCAAUUGACUCGCUUAUCAAUUACGAGGCAGUCAAGCAUUUCAACAACGAGAAAUUUGAGAUUGCACAGUACGAUAAACAUCUCAAACAAUACGAAAAAUCUUCUGUGAAGAUCACCACAUCUUUGGCAUAUCUGAAUUCCGGCCAGAAUAUAAUUUUUUCCACCGCGUUAACAGCCACCAUGUUCCUCGCUGCCCAAGGUGUCAUGAAGGGGACCAUGACUGUCGGUGACCUCGUCAUGGCAAACCAACUAAUUUUCCAGCUGUCACUUCCCUUGAACUUCCUGGGUAGUAUUUAUCGCGAGCUGCGUCAAAAUCUCCUAGAUAUGGAAGUAUUGUUCAAUCUUCAAACUGACAAUGCUCCCGCCAAGGACAAAGAGGACGCAAAACCGCUGGCAUUGAAAGGCGGUUCUAUUCGUUUUGAGAACGUGAACUUCGGCUAUCAUCCAGAUCGGCCCAUCUUCCGCAACUUGUCCUUCACGGUUCCGGCUGGUAAAAAAGUGGCUAUAGUUGGUCCAUCCGGAUGCGGGAAAUCCACGGUCUUCCGCCUCCUGUACCGUUUCUACGAUCCAUCUUCCGGUCGGAUUUUCGUGGAUGACCAGGACAUUCACGACGUUCAGGUGCAGAGUCUCCGGAAAUCUAUUGGUGUAGUUCCACAGGAUACGCCGUUGUUCCAUUCUGACAUCAUGCACAAUGUGCGGUAUGGCCGCCUUGAUGCCACGGACGACGAGGUAAAAGCGGCUGCAAUGAAGGCGAGCGUUCAUGACACGAUCAUGGGUCUUCCCGAAGGCUACAAGACCACGGUCGGCGAGAGAGGUUUAAUGAUUUCUGGAGGGGAAAAGCAGCGGUUGGCGAUUGCACGUGUGUUACUCAAAGAUCCCCCGAUCCUUUUCUUUGAUGAAGCUACCUCGGCUCUAGAUGCUCACACGGAAACAGAGCUUAUGCGCAGUAUAAACAACACGUUGCUGGACAAGGCACGGACAAGCAUAUUUAUUGCCCAUAGGCUCCGCACCGUGGUUGAAGCAGAUUUAAUUAUCGUGCUUAAGGAUGGCCAGGUUGCGGAACAGGGCACUCAUGAAGAAUUGUUACGCCUAGGCGGUCUGUAUCAUAAUAUGUGGGUCCAGCAGGCCUCUGAUAAUUCAUUGGAGAGCUUGGCCGAGUCUUGA